AGCGUCCGGGAUUGGGGCUGCGACCGAGCAGCUCCUGCACUGCAGAAGGGGUCGGGACCGAGCCGCUUUUUCGCUGAAGAAGGGGUCGUGGAUCGAGCUGCUUCUGAACCGGGGAACGUGUGGAACGGGGGUUAGGCUCGGGCCGCCACCGCCGCACGAGAGAGCCCAGGCACCGCCGUUCGGCACUGGGGAGUCCCACUAGGGAAGCCUUGACCAGCGCGCGGCACCGACAGAGCCGCAGAGGUGCCCGAGUCCCGCCGCGAGCGGGACUGCGGGAAGGAACUAGCGCGGCCCGGUGCGGCGCCGCUCGGGAGCGGGAGCCGCGUCCAGUGGCGGCCAGAGGCCGGUGUGCUCGUCCGUGACCCGGGAGUCGCUAUGGCCUCACAGAACGCCGACCCCGCCGCCGUGUCUAGCGCAGCUGCCCGCAAAGCGGCCGAGACCGGGGCCACGGCGGCCCGAGGAGCGGUGGGGAAGAGGUUGCAGCAAGAACUGAUGGCGCUGAUGAUGUCCGGUGACAAAGGCAUUUCUGCCUUCCCCGAGUCCGACAACCUAUUCAAGUGGAUCGGGACCAUUGACGGCGCCGCCGGGACGGCCUAUGAGGAGCUGCGGUACAAGCUGUCGCUGGAGUUCCCCAGUGGGUACCCCUACACAGCACCCACCGUGCGAUUCCUGACCCCCUGUUACCACCCCAACGUCGACACCCAGGGCAACAUCUGCCUCGACAUCCUCAAGGAAAAGUGGUCAGCGCUGUAUGAUGUCCGCACCAUCCUGCUUUCCAUACAGAGCCUGCUGGCAGAGCCGAACAUCGAGAGCCCUCUGAACACACAUGCUGCUGAGCUCUGGAAGAACCAAGUCGCCUACAAGAAGUAUGUGCGGGAGACGUACAACAAGCAGACCAAGAGCCAGGAGACCUGACCAUCACCACUGCCCCCCAACCUACCCACUCCCUCCCAGCCAUCCCCCAUGUUCUGUAUCAUAGGCUGUUUUUAAAUUAAUGUUGCAGUCCGAGCCACGGUUAAUGUAU
This is a messenger RNA of Cinclus cinclus, 1024 nucleotides long. It is a transcript of the gene UBE2C, whose product is annotated as ubiquitin conjugating enzyme E2 C. The record is from RefSeq and is a predicted model, not a curated record. The transcript has 6 exons. The coding region runs from base 376 to 915 and encodes 179 amino acids. NCBI's taxonomy places the organism in Eukaryota, Metazoa, Chordata, Aves, Passeriformes, Cinclidae.